This is a messenger RNA of Pyricularia oryzae 70-15, 2016 nucleotides long. RefSeq lists its product as uncharacterized. Gene Ontology annotation, cellular component: signal recognition particle, endoplasmic reticulum targeting. Gene Ontology annotation, biological process: SRP-dependent cotranslational protein targeting to membrane. The transcript has 2 exons. NCBI's taxonomy places the organism in Eukaryota, Fungi, Ascomycota, Sordariomycetes, Magnaporthales, Pyriculariaceae. The record is from RefSeq and is a predicted model, not a curated record. The coding region runs from base 1 to 2016 and encodes 671 amino acids. Gene Ontology annotation, molecular function: protein binding; ribosome binding; 7S RNA binding.
AUGGCGGACCCCGCCGUCUCUGCACUCAACUCGCUCCUCAGGGGCACUGAGAUCGACGACCAUGAUGAGGUUCUGAGGUUGGCAAAUGCCGCAAUUCGGUCUUCGUCUUCCCCCAGCAGCCCCGAGUUCCGCACUGCACAACAGGCCAAGGUCGUGGCCCUGGUCAAGCUGGACCGCUACGAUGAUGCCCUUCGCACAAUAGCCGACGGUGGUGACCGCCUCGCCACUGACUGUGCCCUCGAGAAUGCCUACUCCCUAUACAAGACCGGCCAACUGGACGCCGCAGCACAAGUUUGCACAAACUUCAACACCGGCCACAGCAGUAGCAUGCGUGGCGCGCGGCACGUUGCCGCCCAGGUCGCCUACCGAGCAGAGAAGUUUGCCGAGGCCGCCAGGAGCUACCAAGAACUGCUAGAAACCGUUGCAAGGGAAGGUCAGCCCGGCGAAGAGGGCGAGCUGAGGAUCAACAUGCUGGCUGCUGCAGCCCAGCUUGAAUGGGCUGGCAAUGGUCACCAGGUUGCCGAGUCGGAGAGGCAAACGUCAAGGAGGGACAUGGAGACGUUCGAGACUGCCUUCAACGCUGCGUGCGGUUGCAUGGCAAGGGGCGACUACGGCAAGGCCGAAGUGCUACUCAAGAGGUCCAGAGCCUUGUGCGAGGCGUCAGAAGAGCUGAGCGAAGAAGAGAAGCAAGCAGAGUUGAUCCCCAUCCUGGUCCAAGCAAGUUAUGUCCUUACCAGGCUCGGCAAAAACGAUGCAGCGAUUGAGUGCCAGAGCUCAAUAAGCAUAUCUGAUAUAUCGGACGAGUCAGCAAAAUUCGUGGCACAGAACAACUCACUUGUGCUCAACCACGGCGAGAACCCAUACAUGACGGCUCGCAAAGCAGAAACCCUUUCAAUACCAACAGGCAACAGCAAACCUUUUGAGUGCCAAGCUUCCAUAUUAAGACGAAACAAACAGGUCAUUGAGCUACAAUGCCAAAAAUUUCGCGGUGUCCGCUCAAGGACUGCGUUUGCCCUGAAGAGGGAAUCGCCUGACGCACCUAGCAUUUCGCCCGCAGCCACAAACCUCGGAGUUCUGCACGCCGCAGCAGUCUCUCACCUGCAGACUGGUAAAGAGGCCUUGAAGAGCAUCCUGCCGCUACUCGAAUCAAGGCCCGACGACAUUGGCCUUCUCCUCACCAUCAUCCAGCUUUACAUCCAAACAGCAAAUCCGCAGCCGGGCCUUGCCCUCCUAGAGGCUCUCUUCAGGCGUCUCGAAUCGGCCACAAGCCAAGAUCACUCAGACGUGAGGUUUGCUCCAGGUCUGGUCGCUCUCGCUGUGGCCCUAUAUCGCCUACAAGGUCGCCGCGCUGCAAUCCGGGCCGAGCUGGCCCGAGCAGCUACCUACUGGCAGCACCAAACAACCAGGGAAGCGGGCAGCGCAACGUCGUUACUCCGCCAUGCCGGCAUGGAGCUCUUGCACUCACAAGAUGAGGAAGAUCUCGCUACCGCUGGCGAUGCAUUUGCUCUGCUUUGCAAACAGCAGCGCGACCGCCUCGCUGAGGCUGGCCUUGUGGCCAGCUUCGCCACAAGCGAUCGCUCACGUACGCAGCCCUACCUCGACAACCUCACUCCUGUCGAUAAGCUUACCGAGGGUGUGGAUAUUUCUGCUCUUAUCGACGCUGGCGUUGCUGUCCUUACGCCAACGCCCGUAGCCGGCAAGAAGCGCUCGGCGGAUGGGUUGGCAGCAACACAAGAACCGGCCAAGAAGCAACGCCGCAGCCGUGCGAAGCUACCCAAGGACUACGACCCAGACAAGCAACCAGACCCAGAGCGAUGGCUGCCGCUGCGUGACAGGAGCACUUACCGACCCAAGGGUAAGAAGGGCAAGAAGCGUGUCGCCGACUCUACGCAGGGCGGUAUGGUUAAGGAGGAAGGCGAGAUGCUCGAGCUAGUGGGUGGCGCCGGGGCUGUCAAGGUCGAGAAGGUACCGCAAGGAGGUGCAGGCAAUAAGAAGAAGAAAAAGGGAAAGAAAUGA